CAAUAACUGCUGACUUUUUAUUUGCAAUCAGAGAAUCCUGGCAAUGGACAACUAAGUUUUCCCUAGGUUUACGAGAACUGAACUGAAGUGGAAAAUGUUAUUUGCUUUAACGAAAUAAUUUCGUCUUGUGCAACAAAAAAUUCUGUCAAUCAAGCAAAUAAAGGGAGAAAGGCUUAUUUAUAAAGUUGCCGGCUUCUGAUUUCAUUCCGUUGCUUCUCAGGCUCCAAGAGGAAAAGAAAAUGAAGACUUCCUUGCUCUGUAUUUUUCUAAUUUUAUGUAGUACCUCAGCCUGGGCGAAAGAUAAACAUUAUUACAUUGGAAUUAUUGAAACAACUUGGGACUAUGCCUCUGACCAUGGGGAAAAGAAACUUAUUUCAGUUGACACGGAACAUGCCAAUAUCUAUCUUCAAAAUGGCUCCAAUAGAAUUGGAAAAGUCUACAAGAAGGCCGUGUAUCUUCAGUACACAGAUGAAACCUUUGGGACGAUUAUAGAGAAACCUGUCUGGCUGGGGUUUUUAGGCCCUAUUAUCAAAGCUGAAACUGGAGAUAGAGUUUAUGUACAUUUAAAAAACUUUGCCUCUAGGCCUUAUACUUUUCAUGCACAUGGAAUGACUUACUAUAAGGAACAUGAGGGGGCCAUCUACCCUGACAACACCACAGAUUUUCAAAAAGCAGACGACAAAGUGCGGCCAGGUGAACAGUGUAUGUACAUAUUGCAUGCCAACCCAGAACAAGGUCCUGGUGAGGAAGACAGCAAUUGCGUGACCAGGAUUUACCAUUCCCACAUUGAUGCUCCAAGAGAUAUCGCCGCAGGACUCAUUGGGCCUUUAAUACACUGUAAAAAAGAUUCUCUGGAUAAAGAAGAAGAAAAAAAUAUUGACAAAGAAUUUGUGGUGAUGUUUUCUGUUGUGGAUGAAAAUCUCAGCUGGUACCUAGAAGACAACAUUAAGACCUACUGCUCUGAACCAGAGGAGGUUGACAAAGACAAUGAAGACUUCCAGGAGAGUAACAGAAUGUAUUCUGUGAAUGGAUAUGCUUUUGGAAGUCUCCCAGGACUCUCCAUGUGUGCUGAGGACAGAGUAAAAUGGUAUCUUUUUGGUAUGGGUAAUGAAAUUGAUGUGCAUGCAGCUUUCUUCCACGGGCAAACGUUGACUAAUAAGAACUACCGUGUUGAUACAAUCAAUCUCUUUCCUGCUACCCUCUUUGAUGCUUUUAUGGUGGCCCAGAACCCUGGAGAAUGGAUGCUUAGCUGUCAGAAUCUAAACCAUCUGAAAGCUGGUUUGCAGGCCUUUUUCUGGGUACAAGACUGUAAGAAGCCUUCAUCUGAGAACGAUAUCUAUGGCAAACAUGUUAGACACUACUACAUCGCUGCUGAGGAAAUCAUCUGGAACUAUGCACCCUCCGGCAUAGACACCUUCACCAAAGAAAACUUAACAGCACCUGGAAGUGAUUCAGAGGUAUUUUUUGAACAUGGUUCUACAAGAAUCGGAGGCUCAUAUAAAAAGCUGGUUUAUCGUGAGUACACAGAUGCCUCCUUUACAGACCGAAAGGAGAGAGGCCCUGAAGAAGAACAUCUUGGCAUCCUGGGUCCUGUCAUUUCGGCAGAGGUGGGAGACACCAUCAGAGUCACCUUCCAUAACAAAGGAACAUAUCCCCUCAGUAUUGAACCGAUUGGGGUGAGAGUCGAUAAAAGCAACGAGGGCACGUACUACAAUUCAAGCAGAAGUGCGCCUCCUUCUUCAGCCUCCCAUGUGGUACCCGAAGGAACAUUCACCUAUGAAUGGACUGUCCCCAAAGAAGUAGGACCCACUUACAAAGAUCCUGUCUGUCUAGCUAAGAUGUAUUAUUCUGCUGUGGAUCCCACCAAAGAUAUAUUUACUGGGCUUAUCGGGCCAAUGAAAAUAUGUAGGAACGGAAGUUUACUUGCAAAUGGGAGACUGAAGGAUGUAGACAAGGAGUUCUAUUUGUUUCCUACAGUGUUUGAUGAGAAUGAGAGUUUACUCCUGGAUGAUAAUAUUAGAAUGUUUACAACAGCACCUGAUCAGGUGGAUAAGGAAAAUGAAGACUUUCAGGAAUCUAAUAAGAUGCACUCCAUGAAUGGAUUCAUGUACGGGAAUCAGCCUGGUCUCAACAUGUGCCAAGGAGAUUCAGUUGUGUGGUAUUUAUUCAGUGCUGGAAAUGAGGUUGAUGUACACGGGAUAUACUUUUCAGGAAACACUUAUCUGUCAAGAGGAGAAAGGAGAGACACAGCAAACCUCUUCCCUCAAACAAGUCUGAGGCUCUUCAUGCAGCCUGACACGGAAGGGACUUUUGAUGUUGAGUGCCUCACAACUGACCACUACACAGGUGGCAUGAAACAAAAAUACACUGUGAACCAGUGCAGGCAGCCAUCUGAGAAUUCAUACCACUACCUGGGAGAAAGGACCUACUACAUCGCAGCGGUGGAGGUGGAAUGGGAUUAUUCCCCAAGUAGGAAAUGGGAAAAGGAGCUGCAUCAUUUACAAGAACUAAAUCUUUCAAAUGCAUUUUUAGAUAAGGAAGAAUUUUACAUAGGCUCAAAGUACAAGAAAGUUGUGUAUCGGCGAUUCACUGACAGCACAUUCCAAGUUCCUGGGGAGAGAAAACCUGAAGAAGAACACCUGGGAAUUCUAGGUCCACAACUUCAUGCAGAUGUUGGAGACAAAGUUAAUAUUAUCUUUAAAAACAUGGCCACAAGGUCCUACUCAAUACACGCCCAUGGGGUGAAAACGGAGAGUUCUACAGUGACUCCAACCGCACCAGGUGAAACUCGCACUUACAUAUGGAAAAUCCCAGAAAGAUCUGGAGCUGGAAUAGAAGAUUCUCCUUGUAUUCCAUGGGCUUACUAUUCAACUGUGGAUCGGGUUAAGGAUCUCUUUAGUGGAUUAAUUGGCCCACUGAUUGUUUGUCGGAAACAUUACUUGCAAGUAUUCAAUCCCAUAAAGAAACUGGAAUUUUCCCUUCUGUUUCUUGUUUUUGAUGAGAAUGAAUCUUGGUACUUAGAUGACAACAUCAAAACAUACUCUGAUCACCCUGAGAAAGUAGACAAAGCCAAUGAUGAAUUCAUAGAAAGCAAUAAAAUGCAUGCUAUUAAUGGAAGAAUGUUUGGGAACUUACAAGGCCUCACAAUGCAUGUGGGAGAUGAAGUCAACUGGUAUCUGAUGGGAAUGGGCAAUGAAAUAGACUUGCACUCGGUACAUUUCCAUGGCCACAGCUUCCAAUACCAGCACAGGGGCAUUUAUAGUUCUGAUGUCUUUGACAUUUUCCCUGGGACAUACCAAACCUUAGAAAUGUCUCCAAAAACACCUGGAAUCUGGUUACUCCACUGCCAUGUGACUGACCACAUUCAUGCUGGAAUGGAAACUACUUACACCGUUCUACCAAAUGAAGAGACCAAGUCUGGAUAUAAGAAAUAAAUUGGUGAUAAAUGAAAAAAAAAAAAAGAAAAAACAAUGAUUCAUAACAAUGUUAUGUGAAAGUGUUGAAUAGAAGGCUUACUUGGAAUGGCUAUAAGCAUUAAAAAAAAGACUGAAAACAUAUACUUUUGUGCAUUUAUGGGGAUAACUGUGUUACAAUGUUUCAUAUGAAAAGAUCAAUAGACUGUAUUAUGACACAUGACUGACUCUAAUACACAUAUCACCACCAUUAGGGCUUUACAAAACUGUAUUUAAAAAAAAAAAAUCUAUGAGCAGAUGUUGUCCUGGACAGUCCUCAAAGGAUCACUAUUAAGAUUCAAUGAUUUCAAUAAUAAAUAAAAAAAUAAACAAACAAACAAACAAAUAAAAUCCAAUGAAAUGUUUCCAAACUUCGGCUUCCCAUCAAUCCCUCUAACAUACUGCUGACAUCAGUCCUAAUGGACCAGUGGAAUAGGGGCACAGGUGUAGAGGAAGUAAAAUAAAAAAUUAAACAGAUAAAAUAAAAUAUUAGUAAUAAAAUUUCAAAACGGUGAGGCCAAUAUUGAACUUCUAAUCUACAGAACUGUAAGAUAAUUAAUUUUGUGUUGUUUUAAGCCACUAAGCCUGUGAUAAUUUGUUACAGCAGCAAUAGAAAAUCAAUAGGGUACCCUUUGAAGAUGUCAAUUAUACCUAAAUAAAACUGGUAAAAUUUUUUUGUUAAUUUUAAAUUAAAAAAAUGUUUAAAUAAAAUAAAACAAAUUUUUAAAAUAAAAUAAAAUGUUGCCAAUCUGAGUUUUGUGAACCCUCGAAAUGAUGAUCAAAAGGAAGUUAAUAUGGAACUGGAGAAAGGCAGAGUUGAGAAACAAUCUAUAAAUUAAAUCCUGGCAAAGACGAAUGUUGCCAUCAGGAGAAAAGUUUUCAAAAUAUCGUUGUGGAAACAUCAGGUGAGUAACAUUUUUGCCCAGCCUUAACUAAAGUCAAAGCACACUAUCAAGGAACUGAACUGGGACUCAAAAUUAUUUAAUAAGAGACUAAAAAAAAGACACAGUUCUUUAUAUUUCUUUAUUUUCACAUACAUUCUGGCUAAAAGAGCAAGAGUCCACAUCAACAAAAAAUGGAAACAAGGCUUUGGCUGAAAAACAUGCACUCAACAAAUCACGUUAAUAGCCAGACAAGAAGAAAGUCAGCUUUGUAAACUUCUAUUUCAUUUGAUUCAGAGAGAAACUUAGCAUGUAUUUUAAAAGUAACAAGAAAAUAAAGUUUGAAAUCUUUUACUGUGGGAAAACAUUAACAUCUUUCUCAAAGAAAAUAACUGUUUUUAAAAGGGACCCAGUAGAAAAAUCUGGAAAAAUCAAAAAGGUUAAAUUGUGGACCACUUGGAAUGACAUUCUUUCGAGCAUACUUACAAAUUGUUUGUGUUCCCGGGAUGAAAAAGAUUGUCAUGUCUCCAACAACAGUAAAUUGAUGUUCCUUGGAAUAGAAGUCAGUCUCUACCUUUAAAAAUAUAUGCCUUCUUUGAGGAAACUCCUAUAUCUUGUAGCUUUUUUACAUUCUGGACAAUUAAAUGGACUCAGGUCAUAAAUUAUGAAACUAGUACUAUCACUGAGGUAAGCAGCCUGAAAGCAUUUGCAAUAUAUGUACAUGUUCAAUAUAAAAGUCCUUUAUAUAUAUAUUUUUUAUCUGGCGUUCAGUUUUGAAAAAUUCAGUCUCAUAUGUGGUAUAUUUCAAAUGAUACCUUUAAGUCAAUGAUUUCUUUCGACUGCAGUAAAGAAGAUAUGGCAAGAAAAAUGCUGCAGUGCCAUCUUCUGGGAGGACAUUUAAGAAAUCCCUUAGUUGUAGU
This is a messenger RNA of Globicephala melas (long-finned pilot whale), 5253 nucleotides long. It is a transcript of the gene CP, whose product is annotated as ceruloplasmin. The record is from RefSeq and is a predicted model, not a curated record. Gene Ontology annotation, cellular component: plasma membrane. Gene Ontology annotation, molecular function: signaling receptor activity; copper ion binding; oxidoreductase activity. Lineage: Eukaryota; Metazoa; Chordata; Mammalia; Artiodactyla; Delphinidae.